AAUAAGGGGUAUCCAUGCAUCGCCGUGUCCCUCCAGAGGUGCCCGGCACCGGGAUGGUUUGCAAAGGAACAAAGUGGGUGCCAGACCCCGGUGCUCAGCUCUUCAAGCGGUGGGGCAAGGAGCUCCCGGCGCGGCAGAAGCGCGCGGCGUGCGCCCGGUUCCUCACCUACGGCUACAACGCCUACCUGAGCGACCGGCUGCCCCUCGACCGCGACGUGCCCGACAACCGCCCUCCCGGCUGCAGCUCCAAGCGGUACCCGUCGGAGCUGCCGGCCCUGAGCCUGGUGCUGAUCUUCUACAACGAGGCCGUCUCCAUCCUGCUGCGCGCCGUCACCUCCGCCGUGCGCAACACGCCGCACCACCUCCUCAAGGAGAUCAUCCUCGUCGACGACUGCAGCAGCCACCGGGACCUGCAGGAGGAUUUCGCUUUGCGGACCCAGCUGAUUGACCGCAGGUACGAGCACGUGUCCAUCCGCCUCGUCCGGCACGCGGCCCGCAGGGGCCUCAGCGCGUCGCGCGUCACCGGCAUCCGGGCGGCUUCAGGGCCCGUGGUGGCCGUCAUGGACGCCCACGUGGAGUUCCCCGUCGGAUGGGCCGAGCCCCUCCUGGCGCGUAUCCAGGAGGAGCGCCGGGUCGUGGUGUCCACGGUGUUUGACAAGACGCACCACGACACGCUGGCGGUGCAGCGCUACCCGCUCAACCAGCACGUCUUCAACUGGGAGCUCGCCUGUGCCUACCAGCCCCCGUCCAGGCAGUGGCUCCGGAACGGCGACCUCACGGCCCCCAUCCGGAGCGCAAUUUUGAUGGGCUGCAUGGCGGCCAGCAAGAGCUACCUGGAGGAGAUCGGCUUUCUGGAUGAAGGCAUGCAGGUGUACGGAGGGGAGAACGUGGAGCUGGGCCUCAGGGUGUGGCAGUGCGGGGGCAGCGUGGAGGUGCUGCCCUGCUCACGCUUGGCUCACAUCGAGCGCUACUUCAAGCCGUACGCCCCGGACCUGAGCGUCCACAUGCGCAGGAAUGCGCUGCGCGUGGCCGAGAUCUGGAUGGACGACUUCAAGAGAAACGUCUACAUGGCCUGGAACGUGCCCAUGAACGGAUCCGGGAUCGACAUCGGCGACAUCUCGGAGCGCGUGGCUCUGCGCAAGCGGCUCAACUGCAAGAGCUUCGCGUGGUACCUGGAGAACGUGCUGCCCUCACUGCCAUGGCACCACGACAUCGUCCAGUACGGAGUGUUCAAAAACAGCAUCAGGAGUGACCUCUGCUUGGAUCACGGAAACCCAAUUGACAAGCACCCCCUACUGUACCACUGCCACGGAGAGCGUCCACAGGUACUGUACCACUACAAUCCGAUCCAAUUGGCGCCACGGUGGCUAGAAGAUGUGAACUCCCUCGACCAGGUGACUACGUGCGUGGGCAUGACCCCCUCGGGCGGGGGCAGCCCGGCCCUGGUCGGCUGCAGGGCCCCGCCGGACGACGAGCGCUUCCUCACCUUCAAGACCGGCGAAAUGAAGACCAAGGAUGGCACCCGGUGCCUGGAGGCGCUGGAGGCCCAGGAGAACCAAGCGGAGCUCGUUCUGCGUCCCUGCAGCGGCCAAAAGUGGCGCUUCGAGUACUUCAAACCCAUCAGCAGCCCGUCGUAA
Molecule: messenger RNA, 1637 nt
Organism: Petromyzon marinus (sea lamprey)
Lineage: Eukaryota; Metazoa; Chordata; Hyperoartia; Petromyzontiformes; Petromyzontidae
Product: polypeptide N-acetylgalactosaminyltransferase 18-like
Biological process (GO): protein O-linked glycosylation
Cellular component (GO): Golgi apparatus
Molecular function (GO): polypeptide N-acetylgalactosaminyltransferase activity
Source: RefSeq, a predicted model, not a curated record